Molecule: messenger RNA, 390 nt
Organism: Rhipicephalus microplus (southern cattle tick)
Lineage: Eukaryota; Metazoa; Arthropoda; Arachnida; Ixodida; Ixodidae
Product: dnaJ homolog shv-like
Source: RefSeq, a predicted model, not a curated record
AUGGUCAUGGACCUUUGGGUCACUUUGGAAGAGCUGUAUCAGGGCAACUUUGUGGAGCUUUUCCGCAACAAGCCAGUAGCGAAACCAGCCAAAGGCACUCGCCGUUGCAACUGUUUCCAGGAGAUGGUUACCCGACAGCUGGGCCUCGGGCGCUUCCAAAUGAUGCAACAGACGGUCUGCGAUGAGUGCCCCAAUGGCAAGUUGGUGAAUGAAGAGAAACUUUUGGAGGUGGAAAUUGGGGCUGGCAUGAAGGAUGGCCGAGAACAAGUCUUUGUGGCAGAAGGUGAACCUCAUAUAGAUGGCGCGCCUGGGGACCUUAAUUUGAAGAUUCGAACUAUGCCGCGACAUGUCUUUGAGAGGAACGGGACGAAGACUGAUGAUGGUUAUUGA